UUCAGAAAAUAUUACUUAUAUUUCAUAUGUUUCAUUCAUCCUUAAAUUCAUUUCGAGUCAGUUCCAACAUUUCACUCGAUUUAACGUAAUUAAAAUUUUCCUUCGCACGAGUAAAAUUUUCUAACAGUGUAACAACCACGUGCUGUCGAAAGUACAACAGGGCACAAAAGCAGCCGUCGCCCCCUCGAAGUGACAGCAGAAAAGCCAAAGAAGUUUUUAUUGAUGGUGCAGCAGCAGCAGAAGUGAAAAAUGGGACGUAUAACUAGGAAAAAUAAAUCCUCGUGGCGCAAGGACGUCGAUAUUACCGACGUUGAAACAUUCUUGGAAGGGGAACGGCAAAACGAGCGCAUUGGAAAUGUUGCCCUAAAGCCCGAUACGGAACUGUUUGCCGUGGACCGUGCUGACACUGAACGAGCCUCGUUGAAAACCAGCAGGAAAGCAAAGUUUCAGCAGAAUCCCAAAUUCUGUUGGUCACUAGAAAACACUUCCAAAGUGUCCGAUCCGAUUGUUAAACGGAACGUUAAAGUGAAAAAAUCGUCUGCUCCGAGUGGUCGUAAGGUCAAAACAACCGCUCUGGUUAGACCGAAAGCUGUGCGAUCGAAAACUAACCUGUUUAAUGUCGACAUAUGGGAAAAUGAAAACACUACGACUAAAACAGCACCGGCACACAAAAAGCAAAGUACGGUUCCGAAUGUAGAAGUGCCCGCGGCAGGUUCUAGCUAUAAUCCUGCAAUCGAUGAUUAUAAUGAAUUAAAACAAGCAGUUGUUUCGCGGGAACUUAAAUACAUCAAACACGUGAAACACCUUGAGCGAACGGUUACGGCAAAGUUCACCAAGCUUUCUAAAGAGGAUCGGGAGGAAAUGAUUCACAAAGAGAUGUCCGAAGGCCUGUUUGACAAUAAUGAAGAGGCAGAGAGUGACAACAGCGACAACGAGAAAGAAUAUAGUGCGAUAAAUCCUCCGGUUCGUAAUAAGAAAAAAGACCGCAAAACUAGAACCAGGAAGAUUGUAGCGGUGCGAAAACGUGCUGCAGAACUCCAGGUCAAACACGAAAUCAAGAAAUUAAAGGACAUUGCGAGCAUACCGAAGCUAAAUUCAGAAAUUAACAAAAUGCAAUCCAAAACAAAGCAGAAGCAAACUAAUCGAGUCGCACGGGCGGAAGAAAAAUCAAAACUGCCGCGCAGAGUAGCCUAUAUGAAGUUUGAGGAAGCGGAGGAAGAUUUUGCUGAGCCAACCGAACUGGCCGAUGGAUUGCGAACUAUUUUGCCGAACAAAAGUCUUCUGGUAGAUCGAUUCAAAAGCUUCCAGAAGCGAGCCUUGAUAGCACCGAAGAAACACCGCGAUGGAAUACGGCGCACCAAUAAAUCCACACUGAAGAAAUGGAAACGUUUUACGCUGGCCAGUCACAAAGCAACAUAGGAUCGUUUAGCUGAUAGGUUCCGCUUCAAGGCUUCAACGUAAACCCGUUUUUUUCUGUGUCAUUUUCAAGAAGAAUAAUUACUAUUUCUGUUGUGGCAAUAAA
This is a messenger RNA of Malaya genurostris, 1522 nucleotides long. Its product is annotated as ribosome biogenesis protein NOP53. Lineage: Eukaryota; Metazoa; Arthropoda; Insecta; Diptera; Culicidae. The record is from RefSeq and is a predicted model, not a curated record. Gene Ontology annotation, biological process: ribosomal large subunit assembly; rRNA processing. Bases 250 to 1419 code for a protein of 389 amino acids. The transcript has a single exon. Gene Ontology annotation, cellular component: nucleolus. Gene Ontology annotation, molecular function: 5S rRNA binding.